AUGGCGAAAGUCUACAUCAACUCCACCGACCGGAAGCUGUUCACGUACGGGGAUACUACCGGCGCGACGGUGGACCCCGGACGCGUCAUUCUCGCCGACGGCUCAGACCAUGACCGCGUCCUAUUUACCGUAAACAAGACACUCCCAGGACCGGAACUGGUUGUGUUUCAAGGUCAGGAGGUCAAGGUUCGCGUGAAAAACAGCCUGGUUGGGACCGAGACGAGCAUCCACUGGCACGGACUGGAGAUGCGGGGAACGCCGUGGAUGGACGGAGCGGCCUUCGUGACGCAGUGCCCGAUCCUUCCCGGCCAAACGUUUACGUACAAGUUUAAGGUCCCGAGGGCGGGAACGUUCUUUUACCACGCCCACAGCGGUAUGCAGAUAAGCAUGGGAGUGUACGGCGCUCUGAUAGUGAAAAAGAAAGACGAGGUCGAAGCCGCCGAACACGUCGUGAUGAUCCAGGACUAUAACAACCGCUUCACGUUUCUAGACCUUCACACUCAGGGACUCUACGGGAUCUUUUACCCCGGGGGAGCAAACUUUUUUCCCGUGCGACAAAUUGACGGCACCAUUUCCUCAGUCAUGGAAAUGACGUCAUCAUUGAUCAACGGACGUGGGCGCAUUAUGAAUGGUGCAAAUGACGUCACGCUGACGCCUUUAACAGUGUUUACUGUCGUCACCGGAACAGUGUAUAGGUUAAGAAUCAUCAAUACUGCGACCAUUCUCCAGUACGUCUUCUCUAUCGACGGCCACAAGCUGACGGUUUUGUCAGUUGACGGUAAUGACGUCAAGCCGUUCGAGACUGAUCGAGUCGUACUUCAUACUGGGGAGAGGUGUGACGUCACCAUACAAGCGAACCAACCCGUUAAAAAUUAUUGGGUGAGAGCGGAAACGUUGCGAAUUGAAAGGCAAAAUCACGUGUAUGCCAUUUUGAGAUAUUCUGGAGCAAACAUCGAAGAUCCGACAACCGUACCGACGACGUGCACGAUAGAGAAUCCUUGCACCGUGUUUAACUGCCCAUUUCUCACAUUCCCUGGAUGGUCAUGCAAAUCGAUGGAUAGCGUGGAGACCCCUUCCGCUGACCCUGUACCUACAGCGGAUGAUGGCCCAUUUAAGGAAUUCUUUGUCAACACGGGCUUCAUGUUUUACGGAGGGAAGAUGGUAGGACAAAUGAACGGCGUUAACAACAUAAUGCCAAAAGUGUCCGCGCUGACGCAACCUAAUGACGUCACUGGGACCUGUGACCAGUUUAGUGAUUGCGGCGCGGAGAAAAUGUGCACAUGCACACAUGUAAUCAGCGUCAAUAUGGGCGACGUCGUUCAACUGAACUUCCUGAACAACGGACUAUUUGCGAUAGCGCAUCACUCUGUGCAUACGCAUGGCUACAUUUUUCGGUUACUCAAAAUCGGAAAUCGUCUAUCAAAUGCAUCGUGGACGAGUCCCAAUGACGUGAAUUUGGGGGAUAACGAGGAUGUAGACUGCCGGAGCGCACAGCGUGCGACUGCUGUCUGCAACAACGCAACAUGGGCUAAUCCAUCAUGGCGGAACGGUAACAUCCCCGGGAUCAAAAUGGACCACGCCGUGUGGAAGGAUACAGUCACAGUUCCCGCGGGAGGCUAUGCGGUUAUACGGUUCAAGGCCGACAACCAUGGACUGUGGAUGGUUCACUGUCACAUGGAGUUGCACAGCACGGCCAUGGGUCUGGUGGCACUAUUUAAAUAG
Molecule: messenger RNA, 1722 nt
Organism: Dreissena polymorpha
Lineage: Eukaryota; Metazoa; Mollusca; Bivalvia; Myida; Dreissenidae
Exons: 2
Coding region: 1-1722 (573 amino acids)
Molecular function (GO): copper ion binding; oxidoreductase activity
Source: RefSeq, a predicted model, not a curated record